Rangifer tarandus platyrhynchus (Svalbard reindeer) is the source of this 1113-nucleotide messenger RNA. NCBI's taxonomy places the organism in Eukaryota, Metazoa, Chordata, Mammalia, Artiodactyla, Cervidae. The record is from the annotation of a GenBank genome assembly.
AUGUGGGGAGGAAGCAAGCUAAGCUCCUCCGGGAGGCGAUUUUUAGGAGGACUUCGAGCGGGAUUCCGGAGCACACGGGCGGACUCUUCUCGCCUAACUACGUCGGCGGUUUAUCCAAAGAAUCAGCUCAGUUGGAUUCUACAAGUUAAACCAUGGGUUUUCAAUGAAAACAGAAUCAUGUGGUUCAAAUCCUAUAGCAUGACUUUUGCCUGCCUGAAUUGGAUGAAAAAUUAUAGGCUCCCUUGGACAAGACCAUAUAGUACUUCGAGGACCACUGUAGACAGUAGUGAGGUGAAGACCUUCCUGGCCCUGGCUCACAGGUGGUGGGAUGAGCAAGGAGUUUAUGCGCCUCUUCACUCUAUGAAUGACCUGAGGGUACCGUUCAUUAGAGACAAUCUUUUAAAAACAGUUGCUAAUCACCAGCCAGGAAAACCUUUGUCUGGGAUGAAGAUUCUUGAUGUUGGUUGUGGUGGUGGAUUGUUAACAGAACCUCUAGGGCGGCUUGGGGCUUCAGUCAUUGGAAUCGACCCUGUGGAUGAGAACAUUAAAACAGCACAGCACCAUAAAUCAUUCGACCCAGUCCUGGAUAAGAGGAUAGAGUACAGAACGUGUUCCCUGGAGGAGAUUGUGAAAGACACUGUGGAAACGUUUGAUGCUGUUGUAGCUUCUGAAGUUGUAGAACAUGUGAUUGAUCUAGAAACAUUUAUACAGUGCUGCUUUCAAGUGUUAAAGCCCAAUGGUUCUUUAUUCAUUACUACAAUCAACAAAACACAGCUGUCCUAUGCCUUGGGAAUUGUUUUUUCAGAGCAAAUUGCAGGUAUUGUACCAAAAGGUACUCAUACCUGGGAGAAGUUCGUUUCACCUGAAAAGCUAGAGAGCAUUCUGGAAUCAAACGGUCUGUCAGUUCAAACUGUGGUGGGAAUGCUCUACAACCCCUUCUCAGGUUACUGGCAUUGGAGUGAAAACACCAGCCUUAACUAUGCAGCUCAUGCUCUGAAAUCCAGCCUCCAGGAACACCCAGCGCCUGCCGAGUUUGCUUUAAAGGGGGAAACAGAAGAGCUCCAGGCUGAAGCCUCCACCAACUCAGGUGUGCAGGAAGAGCUGAAGAAAUGA